Messenger RNA from Odobenus rosmarus divergens (Pacific walrus), 3383 nucleotides. It is a transcript of the gene HIP1, whose product is annotated as huntingtin interacting protein 1. The transcript has 32 exons. Gene Ontology annotation, molecular function: clathrin-cargo adaptor activity; actin filament binding; phosphatidylinositol-3,5-bisphosphate binding. Gene Ontology annotation, biological process: clathrin coat assembly; actin filament organization; endocytosis. The record is from RefSeq and is a predicted model, not a curated record. NCBI's taxonomy places the organism in Eukaryota, Metazoa, Chordata, Mammalia, Carnivora, Odobenidae. Gene Ontology annotation, cellular component: clathrin-coated vesicle; actin cortical patch; extrinsic component of postsynaptic membrane. The coding region runs from base 40 to 3150 and encodes 1036 amino acids.
GGCCGAGGGAGGGCCCCUGACUCGGCUCCGCGCGGCGACAUGGACCGGAUGGCCAGCUCCAUGAAGCAGGUGCCCAACCCCCUGCCCAAGGUGCUGAGCCGGCGCGGGGUGGGCGCGGGGAUCGAGGCGGCCGAGCGGGAGAGCUUCGAGCGGACUCAGACUGUCAGCAUCAAUAAGGCCAUUAAUACGCAGGAAGUGGCUGUAAAGGAAAAACACGCCAGAACGUGCAUACUGGGCACCCACCAUGAGAAAGGGGCACAGACCUUUUGGUCUGUUGUCAACCGGCUGCCCCUCUCUAGCAAUGCUGUCCUCUGCUGGAAGUUCUGCCACGUGUUUCACAAACUGCUCCGAGAUGGACACCCGAACGUCCUCAAGGACUCCCUGAGAUACAAAAAUGAAUUGAGUGACAUGAGCAGGAUGUGGGGCCACCUGAGCGAAGGGUAUGGACAGCUCUGCAGCAUCUACCUCAGACUGCUAAGAACGAAGAUGGAAUAUCACACCAAAAAUCCCAGGUUCCCGGGCAACCUUCAGAUGAGCGACCGGCAGCUGGAUGAGGCUGGAGAGAGCGAUGUUAACAACUUUUUCCAGCUAACAGUGGAGAUGUUUGACUACCUGGAGUGUGAACUUAAUCUCUUCCAAACUGUGUUCAAUUCCCUGGACAUGUCCCGCUCGGUGUCCGUGACGGCAGCCGGGCAGUGCCGCCUCGCCCCGCUGAUCCAGGUCAUAUUGGACUGCAGUCAUCUGUAUGAUUACACCGUCAAGCUCCUCUUCAAACUCCACUCCUGUCUCCCAGCCGACACCCUGCAAGGCCACCGGGAUCGCUUCAUGGAGCAGUUCACCAAGUUGAAAGAUCUGUUCUACCGCUCCAGCAACCUCCAGUACUUCAAGCGGCUCAUUCAGAUCCCUCAGCUGCCAGAGAACCCACCCAACUUCCUGCGGGCCUCUGCGCUGUCAGAACACAUCAGCCCUGUUGUGGUCAUCCCGGCAGAGGCCUCGUCCCCGGACAGUGAGCCCGUCUUGGAGAAGGAUGACCUUGUGGACAUGGAUGCCUCCCAGCAGAAUUUAUUCGACAACAAGUUUGAUGACAUCUUUGGCAGCUCGUUCAGCAGCGACCCCUUCAAUUUCAACAGUCAGAACGGCGUGAACAAGGAUGAGAAGGAUCACUUAAUUGGUCAACUAUACAGAGAAGUCAGUGAGCUGAAGGCACAGCUGGAGAACAUGAAGACUGAGAGCCAGCGGGCCGUGCUGCAGCUGAAGGGCCGGGUCAGCGAGCUGGAGGCUGAGCUUGCGGAGCAGCGACAUCUGCGGCAGCAGGCGGCUGAUGACAGCGAGUUCCUCCGGGCCGAGCUGGACGAGCUCAAGAAGAAGCGCGAAGACACGGAGAAGGCCCAGCGGAGCCUGACCGAGAUAGAAAGGAGAGCCCAAGCCAAUGAACAGCGGUACAGCAAGCUGAAGGAAAAGUACAGUGAGCUGGUGCAGAGCCACGCUGACCUGCUGCGGAAGAAUGCAGAGGUGACCAAACAGGUGUCCGUGGCCAGGCAAGCCCAGGCGGAUUUGGAACGAGAGAAAAAAGAGCUGGAGGACUCCUUCCAGCGAAUAAGUGACCAGGCUCAGCGGAAGACUCAAGAACAGACGGAAGUACUAGAGAGCUUGAAGCAAGAACUUGCCACCAGCAAACAGGAACUCCAGAUUGUCCAAGGCAGCCUGGAAACUUCUGCCCAGUCAGAGGCAAAGUGGGCCGGCCAGAUUGCUGAGCUAGAGAAGGAGCGGAGCAGCUUGGCGCAUGCCGUGGCUCGUCGGGAGGAAGAACUAUCCGCUCUUCAGGAACAGCUCGAACACGCCCAGCGGGAACUGUCCAGCGCAAAGGAAUCAGUGUGCCAGCUCGCCAAAGACCAACGGAAAAUGCUGCUGGCGGAGUCAAGGAAAGCUGCGGAGCAGGUGGUCCAGGAGGCCCUGCGGCAGCUCGAGGAGCCCACUCUGAUCAGCUGUGCUGGCUCUGCAGAUCACCUUCUCUCCAAGGUCAAGUCUGUUUCCAGCUGCCUCGAGCAACUGGAAAAAAGCUGGAGCCGCUAUCUGGCCCACCCAGAAGAUAUCAGUGGGCUCCUCCACUCGGUCACCCUCCUUGCCCACUUGACCAGUGACACCAUGGCUUACGUGAGCACCACCUGCCUUCGAGCCCCGCCGGAACCUGCCGACUCGCUGACUGAGGCCUGCAAGCAGUUUGGCAAGGAAACCCUCCUCUACCUGGCUUUCCUGGAGGAGGAAGGAAUGCGGGAGAAUGAUGGCACGGCCGUGAAGAGCUGCCUCAACAGGAUCUCUGCCAUUGCCGAGGAGCUCCUGCCCAGAGGCCUGGACAUCAAACAGGAGGAACUGGGGGACCUGGUGGACAAGGAGAUGGCUGCCACGUCAGCUGCCAUCAAAACUGCUACAGCCAGAAUCGAGGAGAUGCUCAGCAAAUCCCGAGCUGGAGACACAGGAGUCCAGUUGGAGGUGAACGAAAGGAUCCUUGGUUCCUGUACAAGCCUAAUGCAAGCAAUUCAGGUCCUGAUCGUGGCCUCGAAGGACCUCCAGAGAGAGAUAGUGGAGAGUGGCCGGGGCACAGCAUCGCCUAAAGAGUUUUAUGCCAAGAAUUCUCGAUGGACGGAAGGACUCAUCUCGGCCUCCAAAGCCGUGGGCUGGGGAGCCACUGUCAUGGUGGAUGCAGCCGAUCUGGUGGUGCAAGGCAGAGGGAAAUUUGAGGAACUGAUGGUGUGUUCGCACGAAAUCGCUGCUAGCACAGCCCAGCUUGUGGCUGCCUCUAAGGUGAAAGCUGAUAAGGACAGCCAAAACCUGGCCCAGCUGCAGCAGGCCUCCCGGGGGGUGAACCAGGCCACCGCCACCGUUGUGGCCUCCACCAUUUCGGGCAAAUCCCAGAUUGAGGAGACAGACAAUAUGGACUUCUCCAGCAUGACACUGACCCAGAUCAAACGCCAGGAGAUGGAUUCCCAGGUCAGGGUGCUGGAGCUGGAGAAUGACCUGCAGAAGGAGCGUCAAAAACUGGGAGAACUUCGAAAAAAGCACUACGAGCUCGCUGGUGUUGCCGAGGGCUGGGAAGAAGGAACCGAAGCGUCUCCACCUGCACUGCACGAAGCGGACACCGGAAAAGAAUAGAGCCACGCCGACACCCCACAUGUCCGAGUCCUUUUCUGUUUCACCAUCUGCACCAACUCAUGAGCAUCAGAGGGCUGGCGGGGCCCCAAGCCAGGACGCCGCCCUAAAUCUGUGCCAACAGAACAGCAGGAGCGUCCUGGCCGAGCACGCCAAGGCAACUCUCCCCUCUCUUGGCAGUUCCAUGGAUUUCCCACUGCUUCUUAUGGUGGUUGGUUGGGUUUUUGGUUUUUUUU